Ipomoea triloba (trilobed morning glory) is the source of this 4138-nucleotide messenger RNA. Its product is annotated as pentatricopeptide repeat-containing protein At1g25360-like. The record is from RefSeq and is a predicted model, not a curated record. Lineage: Eukaryota; Viridiplantae; Streptophyta; Magnoliopsida; Solanales; Convolvulaceae. The transcript has 5 exons. The coding region runs from base 562 to 3015 and encodes 817 amino acids. Gene Ontology annotation, biological process: RNA modification. Gene Ontology annotation, molecular function: RNA binding; zinc ion binding; protein binding.
UUUUAAUUUUUCCCUCUCGUCCUUGCGACACGCUGAAUUGCUGAAGGCCUGAAGCUCCUGGGUCCUGGCGACGUCGCCGGCGAAGUCCACUGUCUACCGCCUCCAAGCUCGUCGCCAGAUGCAUGCUCUGCGCCUCCGCCGCCUCACUCGCUCACCGAAGAACGAGUGCCUAUGAGCAGCAAUAGCUAGCUGCAAAGAUUGCUGAAUUUUAUAAGGUUUAGUUAACACGAUGGAGGAGUGGAGGACUGACUACUGAGAUCUUGGAAAUACAUUAGGAUUACAAAAUUGGGAAUUCUUGAGGACACAACUAUGCACAUGUAUCUUGCACGUGGAUAAACAAAGUGAAUAGUGGUCUUAGAACAAUUGUGCUUGGAGUGGAUUAGUCUCCUUCCUGAAUUCUGAAGUCAAGUUUAUUUUAAAGUUGAGGAAGUAUGUUAAACUGCUAACAGCCAAAAUAUGUCUUCAUGGUGAAGAAAAGCUUUCGACUUUCAUGUAUGGAGAAUGAAGUAUCUUUCUAACCUGAUACAGUGAUACUGUUACUGCAAAUAUCUACGAACAUCUAUGACAAUGAAAAAUGUCGCUGCCAGGUCUGUUGAAAGUUUGGCCCAAGGCAUAUACAUUUGCCAACGGGACAAUGGUAAACUCGCCAGCCGUUAUGCGGCCCACCUUCAACUCUGCUCCUCAAACAUACACAGCCCUGCUACGUCUUCUCUUGCUAGAAACAUCCAUGCCAACAUGAUCACCUCCGGGUUCAAGCCUCGUGGCCACAUCCUCAACCGCCUCAUCGAUAUCUACUGUAAGUCCUCUAACCUCCUGUACGCAAGGCACCUAUUUGACGAAAUUCCCCAACCGGAUAUUGUUGCUAGAACCACCAUGAUUGCUGCGUAUUCUGCUUCUGGGGACCCCAAGCUCGCUGCAGAGAUUUUUGAUAGAACCCCUUUAUGCAUGCGUGACACGGUUUUUUAUAAUGCUAGGAUCACGGGCUAUUCGCAUCAAAAUGAUGGCCAUGCUGCUAUACAAGUCUUCAAUGAUAUGAAAAGAAACAACUUUAAGCCUGACCAGUACACAUACACUAGUGUGCUUGCAGCCUUGGCACUUAUAGCUGAUUGUGAACUGCACUGCCAGCAGCUACAUUGUGCUGUUAUCAAGUCCGGGACUGGGACAAUUACAUCUGUACAGAAUGCCCUUUUGUCAGUGUACGCUAGGUGCGCGUCUUCACCCUUAGUGUCUUCAUUGCUUUUAAUGGAAUCGGCUAGGAAGGUAUUUGAUGAGAUGACCAAGAGGGAUGAAUUGUCAUGGACAACAAUCAUUGUGGGUUAUAUAAGGAAUGAUAAUGUUGAAGCUGCACGGCAAGUGUUUGAUGGGAUGGAUGAGAAGUUAGUUGUGGCGUGGAAUGCAAUGAUUUCAGGGUAUGUGCAUAAGGGUUUAAUCUUUGAAGCGUUUGAACUUUUUAGACAAAUGUACUUGCUAGGGAUUAAACUGGAUGGAUUUACAUAUUCAAAUGUUCUCAGUGCCUGUGCUGAUGCUGGAUUAUUUCUCCAUGGAAAGCAGGUGCAUGGUUACAUAGUAAGGACAGAAACAACACCUAUGGAGCAUGCUCAUGUGUCAGUAAAUAAUGCUUUGAUUACGUUGUAUUGGAAAUGCAAUAGAGUUGAUGAUGCUAGGAAAAUUUUUGAUCAGAUGUUCACCAAGGACUUGAUCUCAUGGAAUACAAUUUUGUCUGCAUAUGUGAGUGCUGGACGGAUUAAUGAAGCUAAAUUGUUUUUUUCUUGGAUGCCAGAGAAGAACUCCUUAACAUGGACAGUGAUGAUAUCUGGAUGCUCACAAAAUGGGUUUGGGGAAGAAGGUCUAAGGUUAUUCAACGAAAUGAAAUUAAAUGGGUUUGAGCCAUGUGACUAUGCUUUUGCAGGUGCCAUUGCAUCUUGUUCAGUGCUUGCUGCGCUAGAAACUGGACGCCAGUUCCAUGCUCAGAUUAUACGGUGUGGAUUUGAUUCAAGCCUCUCUGUUGGAAAUGCAUUAAUUACAUUCUAUGGAAGAUGUGGAGACAUUGAUGCUGCACAGUGUCUGUUUCUUACAAUGCCAUUUUUCGAUUCCGUGUCUUGGAAUGCAAUGAUUGCAGCCUUGGGGCAGCAUGGACAUGGUGCUCAUGCGAUAAAACUCUUUGAAGAGAUGCUGGAAGAACGUAUAUCUCCUGACAGUAUAAGCUUUCUUACAGUCCUAUCUGCUUGUAGUCAUGCAGGGUUGGUUAAAGAAGGACAACAUUAUUUUGAUUUAAUGCAUAGAGUGUAUGGCAUAAGUCCAGGAGAAGAUCACUAUUCUCGCUUAAUUGAUUUGUUGUCUCGAGCUGGAAGGUUCUCAGAAGCUACAAAUGUGAUCCAGACUAUGCCCUAUAAGCCUGGGGCACCCAUUUGGGAAGCUCUUCUUUCUGGUUGUCGACUUCAUGGAAACAUUGAGUUGGCAGUGCAAGCUGCAGAUAAACUCUUUGACCUAGUUCCACAACAUGACGGAAGCUACAUACUUAUGGCAAACAUGUUUUCUUCUGCAGGCAGAUGGAAUGAUGCUGCCAAUGUACGGAAAUUAAUGAGGGAACGAGGGGUCAAGAAGGAGCCUGGCUGUAGUUGGAUUGAAGUUGAAAACAAGGUCCAUGUAUUCUUGGUGGACGAUACUAGGCACCCUGAAAUCCAAGCGGUUUACAACUAUCUGGAGGAAUUAGCACUAAAGAUGAGGAAAGCUGGAUAUAUUCCAGAUACGAAGUAUGUGUUACAGGAUAUGGAAACUGAACAAAAGGAGUAUGCUUUGUCAACUCAUAGCGAAAAACUUGCUGUUGUGUUUGGGCUCUUGAAGCUACCUCGUAGUGCCACGAUUAGGGUCUUCAAGAACCUCCGGAUAUGUGGGGACUGCCAUAAUGCAUUUAAGUUCAUGUCAAAGGUAGAGGCAAGGGAGAUUAUUGUGAGAGAUGGAAAGAGGUUUCAUCACUUCAGGGAUGGUGAAUGCUCAUGUGGAAAUUACUGGUGAGCAGAGAGAUUCUAUUUUAAUUAUGUAUUAAAAGAAUUGGAUGUUUGGACAGAUAAGUAUCAUGAUGCCAACCUAUUGAUAGAGGAGCUUAAAGAAGUUAUUCUGGAAGCCUGACCUCUCUUUCCUAUUUCACUAUCCCUUUAAAGCUGUCUUUCCUCAUCCUGUUCAGCCAAUCAUCUUCCAGUGAAGUCUUCAAAGGCAGAGUAAUUGUUCAAUUUCCUUUUAUGUCUCUCUUCCUGAAGGGGUUUGGACUUUAGUUUCUAGCUAUGGAGAUUCAUUGAAACCAUUAGUCCUUUGCAUUAAGAUAUUAACAUGCCUAUCAAUGUUUGGCUUGUCUUUUGACAACAUCUACUUCAGUUUGGAAAUGCUAUGAAAAUGUAACCUGGGAAGCCAUUAAACGUUUUGAACGCAGCUAGAAAAGGUUAGUAUAUCGCAACAAUGAUUGCUCUGCGUGGUGCUGCCAGCCAAGACAGUUGCUGCUGCAAAGCCCAGUGCUCCAGAACAUGCUCAGAUUCAGGUCGUCAACUCUAAUCAGUUGCUGAAUAUGAAUGAGAAUAUUUAACUGUGGGGCAUGCUGGCUUGGUGGUGAGCUUAACUAUUGUUUAAGAUUCAACUCAAUUCCAUUUGCAUUUAUUUAGAAUCAGUUUCUGUGUUGUUGCAAUUUUGGUUUAUACAGUUCAAAUUUGGUAUUCUGAACUUGAAAAGCUGAAAAUUUUCCUUUCAAAGGACACCAUUUGCAUCUUUUCUUUCACCUAUUUGGAGAAUCCGGAGAAGGUUGCAAGCAAGACAUGUGAAACUCAAUGAGCCUACACUACACUGCUUGCUGUUAUAUAGAGAAACAGACUGGAAGAGGAGAUGCUGAAAAUAUGUUUGAGAUGAAAAAAAUAUGUGAAGAAAGACUACAGCUUGGCCUUCUAACUAUAGACAAAGGAAUAAGAAGGAUUUGUGAAAAGCUUUGAUGUCUUCCAAUUGGACAUCAUAUCCACAAUGGGAUAAUACUAUGCUUAAAGAGUUAAAAUUGUAAACUGCUAAACGUGUUUUUAUGUUCCAAAAAAAUUUUGGCGCAAUUUUUAUUUAUUUAUUGCAGAGAUCUUUAAUAAACUUUUAAGACAUGUUCCCAUCA